AGGACAGUAGUGAGCAGUUUAGGAUGCAGCCUUUUUUUGGACGUUGAAUACGGAAGUGAAGUCCUGUUUCAGUGUUUUUCCUGCUUUGUUCCUGUCAGGUGAAGCGUCUUCAUCAACAGGUGACAAACAUGACGGAGCCCACAAAGCACGACAUUUCUACCAUCUUUAAGCGUCUACGCGCCAUUCCAACGAAUAAGGCCUGUUUCGACUGCUUUGCGAAGAACCCAAGCUGGGCUAGCAUCACCUAUGGUGUGUUUCUGUGUAUUGACUGCUCAGGGACGCACCGUUCUCUAGGUGUGCAUCUGACCUUUAUCAGGUCUACUGAACUGGAUUCCAACUGGUCCUGGUUUCAGUUACGUUGCAUGCAAGUUGGGGGGAAUGCCAGCGCUUCUGCCUUUUUUAACCAGCAUGGUUGCACUGCCAGUGAAGCCAAUGCCAAAUAUAACAGCCGUGCAGCUAAGCUUUAUAGAGAGAAGAUCAAGACGUUGGCUACCCACGCCACCAGACAGCAUGGCACUGAGCUCUGGCUGGACAGUCAGGCUCCUCUCUCCCCUACAUCGCCUGAGGACAAGCAGGUAGACUUCUUCAGCCAGCACACACAGAAUGAAGGAAGCUUCUUUCAGGAAAAUCUUAAUCAUCCACAGGAAACAAUCUGGCAAGAUAAUAAUGACAAUCAAGAAGGCCCUUCCGUUGAGCUUCUCAGUGUUUCUCCAAAAGCUGCCCUAGAGCCUUCUCUUAUCAAAAAGAAGCCUGCAGCAGCCAAAAAAGCGCUUGGUGUUAAAAAAGGAGGUCUUGGGGCUCAGAAAGUGAGCAGCCAGAGUUUCUCAGUGCAGGAGAAGAGAGCUCAGGCUGUGGACAAACUACGUGAAGAGUCAGUCACUGAGAAGAGUGCCAAGCCUGAAGAGCCAGUUGUGACGUCUCUGAGGCUGGCCUAUCAGGAUCUGGAGCUCCAGAGAAAGAAAGACGAGGAGAAGCUGCGAGGGCUCAAGGGCCAGAAGAAGGAGCAGGCAGAGAGGCUGGGGAUGGGUUUCUCCAACAGGAGUGGAGUGUCGCACUCUGUCCUGGCGGACAUGCAGACGAUUCAGCAGGAGACUCCCACUUUGACCCAGUCCUCCUCUCAUUCCAAGAAGUACAGUGACGAUGAUGAUGAGGAAGAGGGAUAUUUUUUCGUUAGAACCUCCUCCAAGUUUACUAAUGAUGCGCCCCAGUCAUCUGACCAGUUCUUCUCCCACUGGGAGGACAUCAAGAAGAAAGAAAGCAAGAAACCAGAGCCCGAUAUUUAUUUGAGCUCCAAGACCUCAUCAUUUGAAGACAGGACUGCAUCAAGGAGAAAAGCGGAGCCUGGGAUGUUUCCCGUUUCUGAUGACGCCCAGAAGAAAUUUGCUGGUGCAAAAGCCAUCUCCUCUGACAUGUAUUUUGGUAAACAAGACGACGCUGAGUAUGAAGCGAGGACUCGACUGGAGCGUUUCUCCGACAGCUCAGCCAUUAGUUCAGCAGAUCUGUUUGACGAGCAGAAGAAACAGACAAGCAGUUCAUACAGCCUGAGCAACGUGCUGCCCAGUGCUCCAGAUAUGGCCCAGCUGAAGAUGGGAGUCCGCUCUGUGGCUGGCAAGCUGUCUGUCAUGGCCAGUGGAGUGGUUUCAACUAUACAGGAUCGCUACAGCACAUGAGCACAUUGAGUAUACGGAACGAAUCAGAAGGACACCUUAAGACAGCCUCUCAGCAUAAAGGAGAGAAACAGUUUGCCUGUGUGUGUGUAGGUCCCACAUGCAUUACAGUCAGGUAUACAGUAAUGCAUAUAUGUAGCUUCAUUGAGUAGACGUAUAGGUGGUCAAUUACACAUAGUUAAACCCCCGGUUCUGUUGGAAACUGAAGUGAAGGGCAACUCAAAGAGCUUCUUAUUUGUUCAGUAAAAUUGGGACAAAAUUGACAUUGGCUUUGUGGGCACCUUUUUUUGUUAAAAGAUAAAAAGUCCCCCCAAUUUUUUUUUUGCUGCUUUUUGUAAAUAUCUGUGCAUUGUUUACGUUUUACUUUUGAAAUUGUUAGUUGGAUUAUGCCAGAUUUAUGUCAUUUUUACGCUGAUCAGAAUGGAUCUUUAUGGGAUUAAACAGCUUUAUUUUUGUAAAUGUUCUUAUAUCUGGUGAAUCAUAGGGAGAAACACAGUACUAAAUAUGAUGGGAUGUACUACAUGAACCUUCAGGUAGUUGGCAUUAUGGGCUUUAUGCCAUUUAAUUACACACACGUUGCGUUAAUGUGUAGCUUGUGAUCCAAUAUUUGAUGUGUGUUUAUGGGUGUAAAACAGAGGAGUCCAGCUGUGGUCCUGCAUGUCUGUUGUCACCAGUUUGGUGAUUUGCUUGCUCUAAACUUGGUCCUAAUCCUGAACUAUAGACCUGAAUCCAUGAAGUUCAAACCUGCAGGAACAUAGUUGGGAUCUGUGUGUAUGGGUUAAUUUUGAUUUUAGGUGACACAAAUUGACGCAUUAGAGCCUUUUUACACCUGCUCAUUUCUUGCAUUUAGUAUAUGGAUUAUAACCACAUGCAUUUACACAUUGCCAGAUUUACUGUUAUCCAGUUUGCAAUGCAAUGAAAUGCCCCAUCACAUACAAUAUGCAGAUCAGGUCAUUUGCACUUGACCACCAAAUUCAUGCGUUAUUCAUUAUUUUUUGUUAUUUCAUGCAAAAUAUAUCUGCUUGAAAAUCGUAAUUUUGCAUGUUUUUGGGGGGGUUUUUUUUCUUUACCAGCCCCACAUUUGGCAGUCAUUGACCACUUGUGUUACGAUGUAUUAGAAAUUUAAUGUAUUAGAAAGGGCCUGUCAAAUAUUAUUUGGAGAGGCAGGUGCGGUUAUAUUUCAUAAUAUCUAGCUUAAAUGCAUCUCAGACUUUUAAAAGUGGUUCGAGUGAUCAGAUUUGAAUCUGAUUUAAAUGCAUCUUGGGCACAUUAACACCUUCAUUUGCAUAUAGAUAAUAGCAAUUGGGAAUAUACUUCAGAUGUGUGAAAUGGCUGUGUAAAUGGGCUCUUAGAUUGUCAACUGCCAUUUUUUAAAGUUGGAGAAUGUUUCUGUUGAUGUUUGCUUUCAUAUCUUUUGUUUAUACUGAUAGAUUUAGCCAAUAGUUUGCAUGGGCUUUUGUUUUUUGUCUUUUUUUGUUUGGUUGUUUUUUGUUUUGUUUUUUGCUUGAUUUGUAAGCUACUUUGUGCACUACAAAUGAUCAAGAAUGGAGAAAGGUUAAGUUGUGUACACUUUAUGCUCAAGAAAUAUUAAAUACAUCGAAUGCUGCAUAGAAAACACAAUUUCUUCUAAGAAGAAAGACUAAAACAUGAGUGGAAGGUAUAAUUUAGAAGCAGUUUGUAGCUUUAUGCUUUAGCCAAAGUAAGCUGGCAAACAGAAUUUGCACUACAUGGGGAGAACAUUUGUCUAUAGAGUGCAAAGACGAUUCAUCCCAUUGCAAUUAUAAUAAUGGAAAAUUUAAAUUGUGCUUUGAUCAAUAAAAAAAACUUAAAUUUU
This is a messenger RNA of Ictalurus punctatus (channel catfish), 3501 nucleotides long. It is a transcript of the gene arfgap3, whose product is annotated as ADP-ribosylation factor GTPase activating protein 3. The record is from RefSeq and is a predicted model, not a curated record. Gene Ontology annotation, molecular function: GTPase activator activity. The transcript has 16 exons. NCBI's taxonomy places the organism in Eukaryota, Metazoa, Chordata, Actinopteri, Siluriformes, Ictaluridae. The coding region runs from base 129 to 1670 and encodes 513 amino acids. Gene Ontology annotation, biological process: COPI coating of Golgi vesicle.